This is a messenger RNA of Trichoderma citrinoviride, 1266 nucleotides long. RefSeq lists its product as hypothetical. The transcript has 2 exons. Lineage: Eukaryota; Fungi; Ascomycota; Sordariomycetes; Hypocreales; Hypocreaceae. The coding region runs from base 1 to 1266 and encodes 421 amino acids. The record is from RefSeq and is a predicted model, not a curated record.
AUGGCGGGCUUGGCCACUGGAGACGUACCAACUUCCACCGGCUUCUCACUGCUGCCAUCUGAAGGCGUCGAUCCCAACAAUGGUCCCGGCGUUGGCGGCACAGCGGGCGGCGCAGGAGGCGGCAGCAGCAGCAGUAGCAUAAAUAGCGAUGCUCUAGGUAUACUGCCGACGCCGACGUCUUCACAGAUGAACAUUUUGCCGAGUGCUUCGCCUACAAAUUCCUUCUCUUCGCUUUCCGCACCCAAGGUGCUCGUGUUCAACGACAAGGCCAACUUCGGACCCAAUAACACUGGCCGCGUCUUUCCAGCCCAGAAUCGGACAAAGACUUUUGCGUGGACAUAUGCAAAGACCAACACGACGCUGCUGGACAUCUUUUGGUACGGGAGGCAAGUCAAUACGGGGGAGGCCUUUGAUGUAUCUCAAGCGAGUGUCAUUGCCCACGCCAAAUUCGGCGAUAGCACACCCGGAAACGAAUUCGCUAAGCAUACCGGACUGAGUUCAGGCGAGUGGUAUGAAAGGGAGAUGGUAAUCAAAAUCGACUGGAAAACGCAAAGCGGCGACGAGGGCUUCACCCAAUCUGGCGUCUUCACUGUGGCCAACGGACCCUUUGACUCGGAGGCCUUUGGCCGAGAGGCGACGGACAACAGCCAGGACAAGCAAGGCGGCGAGGCUACCACUUCCAUCGGCAACCCCAGCCUCCCGACCAGCGGGCCCUCUGGCACCGGCAACGGCAUCGGAGGCGGUAGCAGCAGCGGAGACAGGAGCGGGGGAGGCGGGGGCGGGCUCAGCAAGGGCGCCAUCGCCGGCAUCGCCGUGGCGUGCUCCGUCGUCGGCAUCCUGCUCAUCGCCGGCCUGGUGUGGUUCCUCCUGCGCCGCCGCCGGAGACGCCACUUUGACGGGGGCUACAACGCCGCCCACCAGACGACCAGCUCCUUCAUCGCCACCAAAGAGGCCCGGCCAUCGGUCGUCGAAUCGCCCGUCAUCUCGCCCUUUACCGACAACGACAACAGCCGAGCAAUCGGGCCCGGUUCCGGCUCCAAUGCCAUACCGAUACCUCUCCACCACAACGCCGCCGCAGGGACAAACGACCCGGUGUCACCUCAGGACGACCGCCGCCCAAGCACUGCUGCGUCGGGCAACAGGUCACGCAACAUUGCCCAUCUCGUCGAGGAGGGCAUGACGGAGGCCGAUAUCCUGCGGCUGGAGGAGGAAGAGCGGCAUCUGGAUGCCGAGAUUGAGCGUGCGGCGCGAAGGACGUCUAGGUAA